This is a messenger RNA of Betta splendens (Siamese fighting fish), 3234 nucleotides long. RefSeq names its product coiled-coil domain-containing protein 158-like. NCBI's taxonomy places the organism in Eukaryota, Metazoa, Chordata, Actinopteri, Anabantiformes, Osphronemidae. The record is from RefSeq and is a predicted model, not a curated record. The transcript is spliced from 23 exons. The coding region runs from base 189 to 3092 and encodes 967 amino acids.
AUCGUAUUAUUACUCCUCAAAUGUAUUAUUAUAGACGUUGUAAGCAUAGCUGGUAGUUAGCGCGAGCAACGGGUUCUGUUUCCAUGGAGAUGAAACUUUGCGUAAUGACAGCCUGCCUACUGUAGUAACUCUGAAAAACAGCGGGAAGAUAUCUGAAGGCAUACAAGGGUUUGUUGUUACUGUGAGAUAUGUCAUCAGGUUCUCAGUCCACUGAAGACUUCGGAUUUCUGAGAAAAAAUGGCGCCUAUUCACGCAUUGAACUCCCACCGAAACCAAGGCAACCAGCGACAAAAACAACUGAAACCCGUGACGCUACUCCUCGACUGAGAUUUAACAGUAUGACGCUGGAUGAACUGAGUGAGGAGCUUGACAAGCGAACCAAAGAAACUCAAAGAUUGCAGGAGGUGGUGGAAAAUGCUACAAAAGCAGCACUACAGAGGUUUGGCUGCACGCAUUGUAUCAACAACUCACAUGGACAAAGCUGCCACGAACCCACAUUUAACGUCUCUUCCCAGCAGGCAGUGGCAACGCCCUGGCUCUGUGGCCAGAAUGUAAGCCAAGCAGUGGACCAAAGGCUUGUUAGUUCAGCUGAAAAUGACCUGCACAAUGCAAUGGAUGUUUGUCCUCAACAACUGCCUGGUUUACAGCUCAAAAAGACACAUGAUCAGUCAAAACAGGGAAUGCUUAGUUUUGACAAAGCCAUUGUGAACCUGCAGACGGAACUGCAUAAAGUGGAGAUGGAGAAGGAGGCCCAGUCUAGCUUCAGAUUGAAAGAGUCGAUAACACAUGUUGAUCAGAUGAAAAAGAUGCUGUGCAUGUUGGAGGAUCUCCAAAACAUUAAAAGGACUGCGGACCAGAAACUUCAAGACACAGAGGCUGAAGCAUUUGCACUUAAUAAGAAAGUAGAAAAACUCGAAGAGGUCAUGAAGAAAAUGUAUUCUUCAGUCUUAUUUGAUGAGCAUAAGCAAUGUGUCAACGAUGAUGUGACCAGUCCAAACAUUACCACUCAUUCAUCUGGUGCCUUAAAGUUAAGCGACGGUGAUAAGAAUGAAAUAGACAAGCUACAAGAGAAAGCUGUUUUGUCACUAGAUCAUCUGCGAAGUGAAGAAUGCGGUGGAUUAAAAGAGCAAAAAGAGAGAAUGGAAGACUUAAUUGCAUGUCUUGGCCAAGAGGUGGCGCUGUUGACUCACAUGUUGACUUCGUCAAAAACAUCCAGCGUCAGCUUGAGUAUAAAGUUAGAGCAACUAAAGAAACUUGUAGAGCGACAGACGUCACUGCAGCAUUGCCAAGUCACUGAACUAGAGUCAACCCUUUCUAGCCAUAAAGAUAACAUUUGUUGUCUGGAGCAGCAGCUCUUUCAGGCUCAGUCUCAGCUGAUGGAUGCUCGAACAAAGCAGGAGCAAUCUUUACAACAAGCAGAGGAACUUCAAUCCCAGUUUGAGCAACUCCAGAACUAUGGCAGUCAGCAGCAGUCUGAGCUGCAGAUGGAGGUGAAUUUCCUGAGAGGACGACUGGAGGUGGCCAGGGAGCAGCUUUGCAGAGAUGGAGAGAAGGAAAUCUACUUGCAGGCCUUGUUUGAGCGAAGGGUCCAAGAGCAGAGGGAAACCCAGGUACUCCUCCAGGAGAAAGACAAAGUACUUCAACUGAGGCAGCAAGAAAACAGGGAGCUCCUUUCCAGUUUGGAAGAGGGUGAGAGAGAGUGCCAGACCCUGCAUGCAGAAGGAGAGACACUGAGGCUGAAGCUGGAGGAUCAAGAGAAGAUAAUAAAUAUUUUGAGAUUGCAAACAGAGAGCAGUGUCCUGAUGACAGAGCAGCACAGCCACACUAUUGAAAGCUUACACCAGGAGAAUAGCCUCCUCAGCAACCAGCUAAACCAGCAUAAGCUGGAGCUUGAGCACCUUAGGGCUGAGUUGGACCAGCACAAGUCAGACCUGGCUGCUGCAGAGCGUGAGAGGCAGCAGCUUCAGGCCUCUAUGGCUGAACAAAGGCAACGUGUCCAAGAGGAGACUCUGGAGAAGCAGCAUCUGAUCACCCAGCUGGAGAGCCAGCACAUACAGUUUCUCACCCUUUCAAAGGAGUAUAAGGAGUUGCAAAGGCUGCACAGCUGUAGGAAAGAGGAGCACGAGGGUGUGGUGCUGGAGCUUCAGAGUCAGCUAAAGAACACCCAUGAUGAGCUGGACCAGGUCAGAACCACUCUGAGGACUCUGGAAGAAGCUGAUGGACACGGUCUUCAAGUAGCCAUGGACAUGCAGAAGGAAAUAACUGCCAGACGAGAGCAGGUUGACAAACUGCAGGGCAACGUCCUCCAUCUAGAAGAGGCUCUGGACAAAAUGUACCAGAAAAAGCGUUACCAAAACCUGAAAACCCAGCGUCAGCUCCAGGAGCUCAGUUUCAUCAGGGAGGAAAAAAGACAACUUGCUAAUGAGCUUGAGGCUCUUCGCCCUAAAGACCAACUGUUAAGGGACCGCAUUGGUGAGCUGGAGGCUGUCCUCCACAAGAUGUCAGAGAGCUUUACAAACUGUCAAGAUUUCAUCCAGCUGCAGGAGCAGAAGUUUUUCUGCCUAAAACUCCAACAUAUCCUGGACUUGAAGGAGCUCAAUGGUAAACAAUUAAGCAGCGCUUUGAAUGAACCUCCAACUGUGCAGAACUCCAUGACCCCGUGUGCAGUGACUGCACCGCCCUCCUUCCAGCACCUCUCCAACACUCAAACCAAGUCAAAGACGCAACAAGAGGACUGCACCCAGGAGCACAGGUCUGUGGCAGAAGGAGUGAUUUCAGAGAACCUCAGACCACACAGUGAUAACAGCACUGCGGACAGCAGCUUUUACAGAAGGAGGUCUGCACCGGAGAGAGUGCAUAGCACCGCAUUCAGCACUGAUGAGAUCAAACAAGCAAAAUCUGACACCAGAUUAAGAAGAAAGACCUAUGGCAGUGAGCCACGUUUGCUGAGGACAGCUGAGCUGAAUGGAAGAAUAAAUAACAAUUCCUUCAUUGAAACGCCUGCAGCAAGGUUCACAUACGCCCCACAGCCCCUCUCCCUGGGUCGGAAGUCACCUGUCCACGCUCUCCUGACCUCUGACCCAAGCAGCUAGCACUGACAUGAUGCAACAGCCCCAAGAACAAAGACUGAACAGAUGUUUGGGCAUCAACACAAGGUUUUUUAAAAAUCCCAAAUUACUGCAUUUUUAUAAUUUAUUAAUAAAAUGUUUGUUUAUUAAAGAGCUUAGUAAGUUA